AUGCACUUCCCCGUCUUUGCUGUUUUGGCAGCAUUCCCCCUUCUCACCGGUGCUCUUGGAUAUGGCCACCGCCGUAUCCAGGGCCGCGAUGUCAAGACCGAAAUCGUACUCGUCACCCAGAUGGUGUACACGACCAUGAUCAUCGCUCCAACCCCCGCCCCCGUUGCCUCACAGGCACCCACUUUGAGCAUCCUCACCGUCGGCAAUCCAAACACCAUUGUGCCCAUCCCCUCACCUUCUGGCGCUACACUCGCAAAGCCCAUCGUAAACUCAUGCGAAUACGACGUCUGGGUCUCCUCCAUCGGCGGCCACGAAAGCUGCGGACCAGGCAACACUGACUACCUCGUCCGGACCAAGACUACAUACACAGAGGCCCUCCGGGUAUGCAAUAAUGCUGGGGUCUCGCUCAAGGUAGCAAAGACUGUCGUGGGUCUCGCGAAACCCAUGCAGUUCGAAUAUACCGUCGGGGCAGACAAGAAAUCCGUGUCGUACGAUAUCUCGUAUCUGGACUGCAUGGUGAAAAACGGCACGGAGGUUAAACAUUUCGCGGGGUGCGUUGGGCAGGAGAAGGGGACUCAGGCUGCAGGUGGGAAUAAUUGCAAGGGGUUCCAUUGUGUGCCUGGAGUCGAGUGUGCGCAGUUGGCGUAUACAGAGCCGGAGUUUGAGGGAAAGAAGGAUGCGCCUGUUGGCACUUGUGGAGUUGAUGACGGAGUUGUGUUUGAGAUUUGUGCGGGGAACAGGGCGUGA
Molecule: messenger RNA, 747 nt
Organism: Bipolaris sorokiniana ND90Pr
Lineage: Eukaryota; Fungi; Ascomycota; Dothideomycetes; Pleosporales; Pleosporaceae
Exons: 2
Coding region: 1-747 (248 amino acids)
Source: RefSeq, a predicted model, not a curated record